Messenger RNA from Aspergillus piperis CBS 112811, 1386 nucleotides. Its product is annotated as Zn(II)2Cys6 transcription factor. The coding region runs from base 1 to 1386 and encodes 461 amino acids. NCBI's taxonomy places the organism in Eukaryota, Fungi, Ascomycota, Eurotiomycetes, Eurotiales, Aspergillaceae. The record is from RefSeq and is a predicted model, not a curated record. The transcript has 2 exons.
AUGAAAGCAACCAGAAAAAGCACCCCAAAGUCCCGCACGGGAUGUAUUACAUGCAAAGUUCCAGGCAGUAGAUUGGAUCGCCAGCUGCUCCAUUUCUACUGCGUCGAGGCCGCUUUGAGUCUUUCGAGCUUCUCCGAUGCGGACUUCUGGAGUCGACUCGUGUUGCAAAGAUGUCACCAUCAACCUGUGAUUCGCAACGCACUCGUCACACUGAGUGCUAUAUACCGGGACUAUAAGUUCAAAGAUGAUGCCAGGCCAGAGUCUGACCGUCCAGCGCUGCAGCAUCUGCAACUAAUCGCCAGAUCCCACAAACAGCUAAGGAUGCAUCUCUGCUCGCCGGACGCAUCAAUUGAAGUUGCUUUGAUCUGCAGCGUGGUGUUUUACACCUUUGAGGCUCUUCUAGGCAAUGCGGUACAGGCGAUUCGACACCUCGAUCAAGGGCUGAUUCUGCUGAAACGGAGUCAGGCCACCGCGCCCGUGCAGAAUGCCACAGAUGCCAUUCUUCCACGUUUAACAGUCUUAUUCGCCAGCCUGGACAUUCAGGCAAGCACAUACAAUCCAAACCGGCGGCCCAUGUUGUCUCUGAUCUCGCCAUCAGAACAGUCUGGGCUUGUCCCGCUCAUACUAGACAGUUCCAGUUCCACCCUGGCGGAUGCACAAAUGGCACUCACCAAGUUGCAAAAUUGGAUGUUGCACCAUCUUGCGUCUUCCUACCCAUAUAAGAAGAAAGGCCCGCAGCUUCUACCAGCAGACAUUCUUCUAGAGCGACAUCACUUAUAUGACCAAUUGACGAGAUAUAUAAAGACUGUGAGCGCGUAUUCGACCCCCCUUUCUGGCCCGAGCACGGCAAAUUGCCUGCUCCUUCGACUACAAGCUCGCAUGUUCCGCACUAUCGUGGCCGAGGAUGUUCCGUCCCUGCAGUUUACAGACAGUGACUCACUGCGGAAAUGCUUACAAGAUAUAUCGGCCGUUUUGGAAAGUAUGUUGGGUUAUUCCUCCACACAGGGCACCACUGCCCAGAGAUCAUUCACAUUGAGUACCCAGCUUGUCGCAGCGCUUUACUAUAUCUGUAUGAAAAGCAAUCAUCCCAGUAUAGUAGACAUGGCACUCUCACUACUGCGACACAAGAGGCUGCCACACCGCGAUGGGGUCUGGGACGCACGGACGGUGGAAGCGGUGGUGCAUGGCAUCCGACGUUCCAGUAAGCUGCCUGAAUGGCGAAUUGGCGGACAGGAAGCUACAGACUAUCGACUAGAGUAUGCCAAUGAGGACCUUAUCAACGCAGUUGGAGAAGGGGGCUUGUAUGAGAUAUGGGAAAUACUGCGACGUCAUGAGCAGUAUAUCAUGUGUGGCGACUCUCCUAGCUUAGUAUCUGGUCUUAUCUAA